This is a messenger RNA of Arabis nemorensis, 966 nucleotides long. NCBI's taxonomy places the organism in Eukaryota, Viridiplantae, Streptophyta, Magnoliopsida, Brassicales, Brassicaceae. The record is from the annotation of a GenBank genome assembly.
AUGACCUCGUCGCCGCCAAACAAUCCGGUGGUCUCCGAAGUACAACCGCCAGAAACAGAUGCUACAGAGACGACGACGGUGACUUCUUUAUCGGCGGAAGCUGCGGAAGGUCCGGAGAAGAAAGUGAGGAAAGCUUACACGAUUACCAAAUCCAGAGAGAGUUGGACCGAAGGAGAGCACGAUAAGUUUCUCGAAGCUCUUCAACUGUUUGAUCGUGACUGGAAGAAAAUAGAAGAUUUCAUUGGUUCGAAGACCGUUAUUCAGAUCAGGAGCCAUGCCCAAAAAUACUUUUUAAAGGUCCAGAAAAACGGGACUUUAGCACAUGUACCACCUCCUCGGCCUAAGCGCAAAGCUGCUCAUCCAUAUCCUCAAAAGGCAUCAAAGAAUGCUCAAAUGUCGCUUCAUGUUUCCAUGGCCUUUCCUACUCAAAUUAAUAAUGUGCCUGGAUAUCCUUUAUGGGAUGGUACCCCUGCAUUGCUAGACAUUGCCGUAAGUGGGGUUAUUCCACCAGAAGACGAACUUGAUACUCUUUGUGGAGGAGAAGUUGUUUUUGGAACGAAUUGUAUAACAAGUGGGAGUAGUCCUUCGGCAUCUGGUAUAGGAAGCUCAAGCAGAACAUUAUCAGAGUCCAAUGCUUUAAGACCACCGAAUCAAGCUCCCUCAAUGCACGGUCUUCCUGAUUUUGCUGAAGUUUAUAACUUCAUUGGGAGUGUCUUCGAUCCUGACAGCAAAGGCCGCAUGAAAAAGCUCAAGGAAAUGGAUCCUAUAAAUUUCGAAACUGUUCUGCUAUUGAUGAGAAACCUCACAGUGAACUUGUCGAAUCCCGACUUCGAACCUUCUGUAAGUGUUAAAGUUUGUCAUAAAUUCCAUGCUCGUCGGGCUGUGAGACACGUCUUAUCGUGUUUAGUACAUAGAGAGAAUCUCGUCCACCUAACAAAUCUAGUGACUAUGUGCCUUCAAGUUUGA